AUGCGGUUCUCCGUCCUGGCUGCGCUGGCGGCCCUCGGCAGUAUAGCCAGUCUCUCCCUGGCAGCUCAGACGGAGGUCCACGAGGCUGGCCGGUGUGCUAUCAGAGGCAACUGUGGGAGGCAGUCCUUCUUUGGCGGCGAGCUGCCGUGCCCGGACAAUGGACUGGCCCAUCAGCCUGACCAGAGAGUCCGGCAGCGGCUGGUAGACCUCUGUGGGAAGAAGUGGGAAGACGGGCCGGUGUGCUGCAAGGAAGAGCAGAUUAAUGCGUUAUCGACAAACUUGAAGCUGGCUGCGGGAGUCAUCUCGUCCUGUCCGGCGUGCAAGGAGAACUUCUUCAACCUGUUCUGCACCUUCACCUGCUCCCCGGACCAGUCCCUAUUUAUCAACGUUACCGAUGUGGCCGAGGUGAACGGAAAGCUGCUGGUCACCGAGCUGGACAACGUCUGGUCGAAAGACUAUCAGAGCAACUUUUACGACAGCUGCAAGAAUGUCAAGAACGGAGCUUCUGGCGGCAAGGCCAUGGAUUUUAUUGGUGGAGGAGCGAAGAAUUACACCCAGUUCGUCAAAUUUCUCGGUGACAAGAAGCUGCUCGGCAGCCCGUUCCAGAUAAACUUCCUGACCGAGCCCCGACGGCCGGACGAUGACCAGGGCAUGAAGCCGGUGCCAGACGAAACAAAAUCCUGUGCUGACAAGGACGAGUCGUACCGCUGUUCGUGUAUUGAUUGCCCCAACGUCUGCGCAGAGCUUCCCGCCAUAAAGGGAGAAAAACCUUGCUUGGUAGGAAGCUUGCCCUGUCUGACAUUCAGCGCGAUCCUGAUAUACUCCAUCUCCCUGAUGCUUAUCGUGGUCCUGGCGAUUGCCCGAUCUGCGUUCAAACGCCACCGCUCUCGAAGCAUUGAACGGGUUCGCCUUUUGCAGGACGAUGCACCAACUGACGAGGACGAGGAGGCUGAAGUUAUUGAGGAGACUCGGAUCCCUCAACCAUACCUGCUCAAUCAUGUCCUGGGCAACGCCUUUAAACGGUUAGGUGGGAUUUGCGCGAGGUUCCCUGGGUUGACGAUCGCUUUAACUGUCCUAGUCUCAGUCCUGCUCAGUCUUGGCUGGCUUCGUUUUGCGGUCGAAACUGACCCCGUCAGGCUCUGGGUGAGCCCUACCUCGGCAGCAGCAGAAGAGAAGAAUUACUUUGAUUCCAAUUUUGAGCCAUUCUAUCGUAUUGAACAGGUGUUUGUUGUCAAAGAUGUUGACACCAGCAAGCCAGAGCCCGUAUUGGAUUACGAGACCUUGGGCUGGUGGUUUGAUGUAGAGAACCGUGUCCGCAGAAUGAUCUCCCUGAACAAACGAUUGACCUUAGACGACGUUUGUUUCAACCCAACCGGGCGUGCCUGUGUUGUCCAGUCUCUUUCUGGUUAUUUCGGGGGAUCUUUCGCCAACGUCGACCCGAACACAUGGAAAUCGCACCUACAACAUUGUGCUCAGUCCCCAGGCUCACGGGAUUGUCUCCCGGAUUUCCAGCAGCCUCUAGCACCAGAGAUGGUCCUAGGUGGAUUCAACGACACAGCAGAUAUCCUGGAUGCCCAUGCACUCAUUAUCACCUGGGUGGUCAACAACUAUGAGCAAGGAUCUGAUAUGGAAGCGCGAGCCAUGGACUGGGAGGAGACGUUGAAGCAAGUUCUGCGGGUCGUGCAAGAGGAAGCUUCCGAGCGUGGCCUCCGUGUCUCAUUUAGCACCGAGAUAUCACUUGAGCAGGAGCUGAACAAGUCAACCAACACCGAUGCCCGAAUCGUUGUCAUCAGCUAUGUUAUCAUGUUCAUAUACGCAUCCCUCGCCCUUGGCUCGACAACCAUCAGCUGGAAGUCCCUCAUUCACAAUCCGAGCCAUGUCCUCGUCCAGUCGAAAUUCACUCUUGGAAUCGUCGGUAUUCUUAUUGUCUUGAUGUCCGUUUCAGCGUCCGUCGGCCUCUUCUCGGCAUUUGGCAUCAAGGUCACCCUUAUCAUCGCGGAGGUGAUCCCAUUCCUAGUCCUCGCUGUGGGCGUAGAUAACAUCUUCCUCAUCGUCCAUGAAUUUGAGCGGGUGAACCUAAGCCACCCAGAUGAGGAGAUUGACGAGCGCAUUGCUCGAGCUCUUGGAAGGAUUGGCCCGAGCAUUCUACUUUCAGCCACCACAGAGACUUUCGCCUUUGCACUGGGAGCGUUCGUGGGCAUGCCGGCGGUAAAGAAUUUCGCUGCGUAUGCAGCUGGCGCCGUGUUGAUUAAUGCCUUAUUGCAAGUUACAAUGUUUGUCUCCAUCCUAGCCUUGAACCAGAAACGUGUAGAGAGCCUGCGGGUGGACUGUAUACCUUGCAUUGCUGUCCGCAAGGCUGGGGACAACGGUAUUGCAGGUGAAGAUAGACCAGAUUUUGGCGAGAGCAUGCUUCAGUGGUUUAUCCGCAAAGUUUAUGCAACAAGGCUGCUUGGAAAGGACGUGAAGGUUGCAGUGGUAGUGCUCUUCCUGGGCCUUUUUACCGCCGGGCUGGGCCUGAUUCCCAUGGUGAAGCUGGGACUAGACCAGCGGAUCGCCAUUCCGAACGGCUCCUACUUGAUACCCUACUUCAACGACAUGUCCGAAUACCUGCGUGUUGGCCCUCCAGUCUACUUUGUGACGAGAGACGUCAACAUCACCUCCAGGGAGCACCAGCAACAGGUCUGUGGCCGGUUUACCACCUGCGACGAGUACUCUCUCGGCUUUGUCCUGGAGCAAGAAUCCAAACGGCCAAACGUCUCAUAUAUCUCGGGCGCAACGGCUAAUUGGAUGGACGACUUUUUCUACUGGCUCAACCCGCAACAGGACUGCUGCAAGGAGAACGGCAAAGCGUGCUUCGAAAAUCGUCAGCCCAGCUGGAACAUUUCUCUGUAUGGCAUGCCCGAGGGCGCCGAAUUCAUCCACUAUGCUGAAAAAUGGCUCAGCUCGCCCACGACCGAAAGCUGCCCGCUCGGCGGCAAGGCACCAUACAGCAACGCCCUCGUCCUCGACUCCGACCGGAUCAUGACCAACGCAAGUAGCUUCCGGACAUCCCACACCCCUCUGCGUACCCAGGCCGACUUCAUCAACGCAUAUGCCUCUGCUCGACGCAUCGCCAACGACAUCUCGACAAACCACGGCAUCGAUGUGUUCCCUUAUUCCAAGUUCUAUAUCUUCUUCGACCAGUACGCAUCCAUCGUCAAGCUCACCGGCACCUUACUCGGGUCCGCCGUUGGCGUGAUCUUCCUGAUUACAUCCGCCCUGCUCGGCUCCCUUUUCACCGGCGGAGUGGUGACACUGACCGUAGUGAUGAUCGUGGUGGACAUUAUCGGCGCCAUGGCCGUAGUGGGCGUCUCCCUAAACGCCAUCUCGCUCGUCAACCUGGUGAUAUGCGUUGGCAUUAGCGUCGAGUUCUGCGCUCACAUCGCCCGUGCCUUCAUGUUCCCUUCCGCCUCGCUGCUGGAGAAGGCUCCCGUAAAACUCCGCCAUCGGUCCGCUAGAUCCUGGGCCGCACUGGUCAACGUUGGCGGCAGCGUCCUCAGCGGCAUCACCAUCACCAAGCUUGUGGGCAUCUGUGUCUUAGCGUUUACCCGUAGCAAGAUAUUUGAGAUCUACUACUUCCGCGUCUGGCUGGCUCUGGUCAUCUUUGCCGCCGCCCACGCUCUCAUCUUCCUGCCCGUGGCCCUCAGCUUCGUAGGCGGAGACGGCUAUGCUGAUUCUCAUGCUGCUGGCGGCCUCGAAGAAGACCUCGCGGCCCGCGGGUACAGGUCUCUGCUGCUCGACGACGACUACUACGACUCUGAUGACGAAGAGCUCUAG
Nannizzia gypsea CBS 118893 is the source of this 3816-nucleotide messenger RNA. Its product is annotated as niemann-Pick C1 protein. Gene Ontology annotation, cellular component: membrane. The record is from RefSeq and is a predicted model, not a curated record. Gene Ontology annotation, molecular function: lipid carrier activity. The transcript has 3 exons. The coding region runs from base 1 to 3816 and encodes 1271 amino acids. NCBI's taxonomy places the organism in Eukaryota, Fungi, Ascomycota, Eurotiomycetes, Onygenales, Arthrodermataceae.